AACACCGGCCGUCAAGGAGGCAGCGGAGCGGAAGUGACGGCCUAAGGAGCACACGGGCAGCCUAACAGUGAGCCGGAGGGACACAUUCUUCGCGGGAAAACUGGAUACGAAGAGACACAAAGGAAGGGAGAUCAAGGUAUAAAGGCCCAAGAAGCGAUACAAAGCGUCAGAGGGCUACACAAGGUGACGCACUGUAGUACACACCCACGGUCACCACACCACUUUACAGGAUGUUUAGAAUUGAUGAUACGUGGGGAACUACGAUAGGUGUGUUUGUGUUUGUCAUCAUGGGCAUGUCAACCAUUGCCAUCUCGCUGGGGCUGGUGUACAGGCGACGCAGCGGGCGCGCCACAACCACUGCUUCCUUGAAGGGCAAGACAGUCCUCAUCACUGGAGCAUCAUCAGGCAUUGGAAGGGAGGCAGCGAAGGACCUUGCCCAGAGAGGAGCCAGGGUCAUCUUGGCCUGCAGGAACCUCCAGAAGGCUUCACAAGUUGCAAGUGACAUAGAAGAGGCCACAGGGAGCAAGUCAGUGGUGGUGAUGAAAGUGGACACUUCCUCACUGGCUUCUGUCAGGGAGUUUGCUGCCAAAUUUCUUGCUCAAGAGCGCAGGUUAGAUGUGUUGGUUUUGAAUGCUGGCAUUGGAGGACGGCAAAAGAAAACAUUAACUUCAGACAACCUCGAACUCACAAUGGCCACCAAUCACUUCGGCCACUUUCUCCUCACUAAUCUUCUCUUGGGUCUGCUGAAGGCCAGCCAACCCAGCAGAGUAGUUGUUGUGUCUUGCAUGAUUCACUCAAAUGUCCAGACACUAGACAUUGAGAACCUGAACUUCACCAAAGAAGGAACUUAUUGGCCAGUACAAGCCUACGCUCAGUCCAAGGCCUGCAACAUUCUUUUUACCCGUUACCUGGCAAACUUGCUGAAGGACUAUGGAGUUGCUGUUAAUUCCAUGUGCCCAGGAUUUGUGUCAAGUGAUAUAUUUGCGAAGAGUGAAAGUUUUAUUGCAGGAUAUGUGUACAACUACCUGGCUCCCAUAUUAGCCAAGACUGUAGAACAAGGUGCCCAAACUAUCAUUCAACUUGCAGCCUCUGACGAGAAUCCUGCCCCCACUGGCGGGUUCUAUGAAGAUUGUAGGGUAUCUGACAAUGCAACCAACCUGGUGCUUGAUGAAGGCCUUGCUAAGAAGGUUUGGGAAGCCAGUGAAAGUCUUGUCGGUCUCCAGCCUGAGGAACAGCACUACUGAUGCAUCCCACCACCACACUGCAGCAGGAGGAGCCAGGAGAUCACAGACAUUCCGGUGCUGCAUCAUAAGAGUGACCAUUGUGUAACUUUGAAUUCUGUCUCUAUUUCCCUCUCUCUCUCUGUUUCUCUCAUGCUUGUCUGUGUGUCUCUGCUUCUGUCAUGUUCUGUCCUCCUCUUCUUUUCUCCUCCUCUCCUCCCUGAUGCUGCAGGUAUGAGAUGUCUAUGAACAAACUUAUCUCACCGUCCUCCAUCAUUCACUGAGCAUCCCUGCUGUUAAUUUUGUAGAACAGUUAUCUUUGAAUGUGUGGAAAAGAGAACAGUGGCUUACUAAAGGUGCCUUAAGAAUUUGAUGUAACAAUUAGUAUCCAUGUAAAAGUCUACCCCUUAAACUGUGCUGUAAAGAGUCGUACAAAAAAAAAAUCAACUAUCACACAAGUAUAUAUAGCAAGCAUGUGUGGUUUGUACAGCUUUUAGUAUAGUGAUGAACAAAUAGUGGAUGUGCUUUGGACCCCCUGGAUCUAAUGUGUAAGAAAAGAUGGCCUGUAGUAUUCUUUUGUUCCUCCUUCUGAGCUGCAUGUUGAGCAUCACAAAGUUUGUGUUACAUUCCAUUGAGCUUCCAUUUUUUGUACUUAGCGUUGUUGUUGUUGAGGUAGUGAGGGUUGUAGUGUUGUGGGGGGAACAGGUUUAUAGUGAUGGUGAUAAAGCUAUGCAGAUCAAAAAGACCA
Molecule: messenger RNA, 1968 nt
Organism: Eriocheir sinensis (Chinese mitten crab)
Lineage: Eukaryota; Metazoa; Arthropoda; Malacostraca; Decapoda; Varunidae
Product: retinol dehydrogenase 11-like
Exons: 10
Coding region: 231-1244 (337 amino acids)
Source: RefSeq, a predicted model, not a curated record